Drosophila simulans is the source of this 3666-nucleotide messenger RNA. RefSeq names its product modifier of mdg4. The transcript is spliced from 6 exons. The record is from RefSeq and is a predicted model, not a curated record. Gene Ontology annotation, biological process: regulation of transcription by RNA polymerase II. Lineage: Eukaryota; Metazoa; Arthropoda; Insecta; Diptera; Drosophilidae. Gene Ontology annotation, cellular component: nucleus. Gene Ontology annotation, molecular function: DNA binding; protein binding. The coding region runs from base 199 to 1692 and encodes 497 amino acids.
CACUUUUUGUUUUGCCAUCGCCAGCAAUCUCGUCGCCUGGUAACACUUCUAAUUUUCACGGCAAAGGAAACGGACGCGUUUUCUGUGUCGUCCGCGAGAGCAAAAAACUCUGGCUUUAGUUAGUUAUUUUAUUGGAAAAAUAUUUAAGCAAGAGCCAACAAACGCAUAGAUACAGAAAAGUAUUGAUUUUCGUCCAAGAUGGCGGACGACGAGCAAUUCAGCUUGUGCUGGAACAACUUCAACACGAAUUUGUCGGCCGGCUUCCACGAGUCGCUAUGCCGUGGCGACCUGGUGGACGUCUCGCUUGCCGCCGAGGGCCAAAUAGUGAAGGCCCACCGAUUGGUGUUAUCCGUCUGCUCGCCCUUCUUCCGCAAGAUGUUCACUCAGAUGCCGUCGAACACCCAUGCUAUCGUAUUCCUGAACAACGUCAGCCACUCGGCGCUGAAGGACCUCAUCCAGUUCAUGUACUGCGGCGAGGUCAACGUGAAGCAGGACGCCCUGCCCGCGUUUAUUAGUACCGCGGAAUCGCUGCAAAUCAAGGGGCUAACGGAUAACGAUCCUGCGCCUCAGCCGCCGCAGGAAUCCAGCCCGCCGCCAGCAGCACCUCAUGUACAACAACAGCAAAUACCGGCUCAGCGAGUGCAGCGCCAGCAGCCGCGCGCCUCCGCCCGCUAUAAGAUCGAGACCGUGGACGACGGCCUGGGCGACGAGAAACAGGGCACCACCCAGAUCGUCAUCCAGACCACGGCCGCACCCCAAGCCACCAUUGUACAACAGCCGCAGCAGGCGGCGCAGCAGAUCCAAUCGCAGCAGCUGCAGACGGGAACCACGACGACGGCGACGCUGGUGUCGACAAACAAACGCUCUGCCCAGCGCUCCUCCCUGACCCCCGCCUCCUCGAGCGCCGGCGUGAAGCGCUCCAAGACAAGCACCUCCGCUAAUGUUAUGGACCCUCUCGACUCGACCACUGAAACUGGAACCACGACAACCGCCCAACUUGUGCCGCAACAGAUCACCGUGCAGACCUCCGUGGUCUCUGCGGCAGAAGCAAAACUCCACCAGCAAUCGCCGCAGCAGGUUCGUCAGGAGGAAGCCGAGUACAUUGAUCUCCCCAUGGAAUUGCCCACGAAAUCUGAACCUGACUACUCUGAGGACCAUGGCGACGCUGCCGGCGAUGCCGAGGGAACCUAUGUGGAGGACGAUACUUACGGAGACAUGCGCUACGACGACAGCUACUUCACGGAAAACGAGGAUGCUGGCAACCAAACUGCGGCAAAUACGAGCGGUGGCGGAGUGACUGCGACCACUUCCAAGGCGGUGGUCAAGCAACAGUCCCAGAACUACAGUGAAUCAUCGUUUGUCGACACCAGCGGGGAUCAGGGCAACACAGAGGCUCAAGAUAUAAUACGCAAGCGAGGGAUAAUGAUUGUAAAGGGUACCAAAGGAAAGCCCAAAUUGCUGAUGGGCGGCUACGAGUAUUAUCGAAACAAUUCGCGGGGCUCAAAAACGUAUUGGCUUUGUGCUCGGAAUCGAUACAUGCGGUGCGCUGCUCGAAUUAUCACGUGCUCGGUGACUGGGGAGCUGAUCAUCAAGAACCAGCAACACAACCACGACACACUCAACCAGCCCAAAACCGAAAUAAAGGAGAAAUCACUGUCUUCUAGCCCUAAGACUAAAGAUCCCGAGCAUUAGCCAAUGCACCCGCUCCAUUCCGCUUCAAAGUCAACUCGAUGUACCCAUCUAGAUUUACACCUUAUUAUACCCUACCUACAUAUAAUGGUAAAUCAAUUUAUUUUAGUUCUAUACUAAUGGUAUGUGCUUAGGUAUCGCGUGUAUUAGCUAAGACAUUGCUACAAAGUUAUCAAGGGCAAGUCUUAUACUUUUAUUUUAGUUUUAAAAGGAUAUUGGUAUCUUAAAAUAAUAGGAAUCAAUAAAGUAUAUAUGUACAAAUAAGGGCGAUACCUAUUUAUAUAUAUAUAUUAUAUAUAGAUACUUUUUCAUUAGGUUUUAUACAGUUUUAUUAUUUAUUUAGCGUACAAGUAAACUAACACUGAAUUUAUGUCACAGAGUUGCAACCUUCUAGUUUAAUAAUUAAUUUAUAAUUAUAUCUAUUACUCUAGUAGUAAAAGUGUAUACUGGAUUCAUUGAAAAGUAUCUGACAUGUAUAAGGAAGCGUUUCCGACUCCAUAAAGCCAAUGCUCCUAUGAUGUGAAAGGUGGUUUCAGAUGAAAUUUAUAACGGGUAUCUUAUAGUCGAGGAAGUCGACUGUAGCGUUCUCUCUUUUACUUUUUGAUUUUCUCAGGAAAUUAUUUUUUUAAAUUAGAAUUCUAAGGUUUAUUUCGAAAUCUAUCGAAAAUUCUUUUUUAGGUAUUUAAGAACAAUAAUGAAUCAACUUUUUUGAUCCAUUACAUGUUCUAUUUUACUUUUUAAAAAUCCCUUACUCCGCACAAGUCAAUACUACGUAAGAAGAAUUUAAAAUUCCUUGUUCGUAUGGAUUUAAUUCUUUAUAAAGUAUGUAUGGGAAUUGGAGUUUUACAAGGGCACGAAAAACUGUUUUAUAAACAGAUACAUUCUUUAUUGGUUCAACAACCCUUUGUUGAAUGGCCAGCUCUCAAAUUGAUACCGCACACAUUGGCGGGCCUGCUAAUUUCUUAAGUAAACUUUGUGGGUCUUGUUUAUACAAAUCGAAUUUCAACCAAAGAGUGCGAAGUGUGGAAUGAUGACAAGAAAGCUGAUUCAGCUUUCGGGCCACUUGAAAUGUGUCCCUAAGUGAGGCAUAUUAAUCUGCUAUUGAACGCAUUCGUUUGCAUUCAGACAGUGACUACAAAAAGUUGCCUGUUUCUUCAGAAAAAUAAAUAAAACGACGUGCAGCUUUUAGGGUGCCAUAUUUUGACCUUGCAAUGGGUAUUUAGUGUCUUACAGUGAAGUUUUAAUAGUAUAAACAUAUGUUUACAUAAUUGAAAUGCAAUAUUUUAAAAAUCUGACAAGUUUGAAAAGGUGUAUUUAGCUAUCUCGGGAAGCUUGAGCAUAGAAUAUAUUACUCAGUUCUGGUAGUAUAUCCAAAAGUAGAAGAAAAAUAAUUAAAAAUGCAUGCUUAAAUUGCAGAAUAUUGUUUAAAAUGAAUUUAAUGCGCCAAUCAACGUCGUUUUGCUGAGAUGAGAUGAAUGGUUUGAGUCCACGCCAAAUAUCUGUGAGAUUUCAGCAGUGCUCCGCUGCGGUCACACUGCAGCGGUGAGAUACAAUCCCUCGGAAGCGAAUUCGUUUACCGUACCGUAUCGAAAAAGAUAUAUUCUCUCUCGAAAACCCGAAGCGAGCGGACGUGCAGCGCGUGCCGCGUAGAUACAGAUACACAGCCCAUAGAUACAAUUUCCCUUGGCUCGUUUCGUAGGUGGUGUGUAUUGCAGCAGAAGCAUCAGCGAACGAGCAAAAGAGUCUCUGCGUGUGAGAGCGUUUCGGUGAAAAUUCAAUAAAACAAAGAGCCAGUGAAAAUCGGUUCAAAUCGCCAAUUGCCCAGCGAUUCAAGAGGAAUAUCAGAGGGAUAAGAACAGGCAUUAGGAAAUAGUGUGUGUUGUUCGGUGUACUGCAGAUUGAAAAACCGCUGCGCGCGUGUGUGCUUUGUUUGAGUGUGAUUCGACCGAUGCGUUUUGCCUAAUAUCAAUAAGAAGU